Molecule: messenger RNA, 4203 nt
Organism: Porites lobata
Lineage: Eukaryota; Metazoa; Cnidaria; Anthozoa; Scleractinia; Poritidae
Source: the annotation of a GenBank genome assembly
AUGGAGACCACCUUCAUUAUCGACUCAUCUGUAUGUGGGAGCGACAGUGACUGGAAUCGCUUAUUGUACUUUGUGCAAACAUUGGUCAGCUUCUUCAAUGUGUCUCCUAGUCCAUCUGGAGGACGUAUUGCUCUCAUUCCAUACGCUACUGACGCUAGCGUUGCUCUAAAAUUCAACACAUUGACUGGAAGCCGACUCAGUGAAGCAGAGGUCAAUAGACAAAUUGGUCUGCUUAAAUGUCAGGGUGGGUUUAGACGAAUUGAUAAAGCAUUGGACCUGGCGGACAAGGAAGUGCUGACUCCCGCCGGUGGAGUGCGAGAUAUCUCAAAGGUGAAGGCCUCUAGAAUACACUUUUUUUUCCAUCCUCAACACUUACAUAAACUGUACGGUUUGAGCACGAUAUAAAUCAGUCAUAUAAGAGAAAUCGAAGUCAACGAGACUUGAGACUACAACUAGAUUAGAUUAAAGGGAGUUGCUUGGCUUCGAAGGCUUGUGGGACGCUCACACAACCACAUCAGCAAUGCGUUUAGUGUGUGAUGUAUAAUUGAAUGCUGUUAUUUUAUUGUCAUAAUGAUUUUUUUUGUGGUUAUUAUAGUUAAAGUCUUUCCUGGUUUGUGGGCCAUUGUCUGCAAAUUUCUGCAGUUCGCUGAAAACUUUUGCAUCAUAUUGGUAAUUUUUCCUUUCCUUUUUUAUAGCCUGUUUUAGUUAUCACCGCUGGAAAGCAGACAAAAGAUCAAGGAGCAUACACGCCACUUGAUAAAGCCUCAUCCCGCCUUCAGAGUAAAGGAGCAGCUGUGUUCGUCUUGGGAAUAGGAGAAGACGUGGAUACCACAGAACUUAACCAGAUCGCCUCCGGGCCUAAUAACGUAUUUAGGGUGGACUCUUUUAAGGACUUGUACGAGAAGGCUAACGAAGCGAAGAGAGGAAUCUGCGUACUAGGUAUCAUUUGCAGACAGUAUCGUAACACGCACCCUUCAUGCAGUUUUCUUUUGUACGGCGAGUUGGCUAGGCAUAAUUUAUUGUUUUCCGCCAUGAUCUGCGUUAACAUUGUUACUUUGCCUUUAGAAUUUAUAACAUGUGGAGACAGCAAACGUGGAAAAAGUGAGAUUAGUAAUCCUUCUCUAAAAUGCAUUACUUUUUGUUUGUUCUUUUCAGUGCCAACAACGCCUACACCAGUACCAACGACGCCAGGUAAAUCAUGCAUGGCUAUGUUAAUUUGGCCAGUCUGGUAAUCUAUGUAAUGUUGUACUGUAGGCUCAUAUCGCGCCCGUGGGCCGUGGUCCGUGUUCCAUGUUAAAGGGCGAAUUUGCUUGCUGUUAGCGUUCGCAAGUUUGCUUAGAAUCUGCUUUAAUUUCAACAGAAUUGUGCCGAAUUCCAAUGGACACCACCUUUAUUAUCGACUCGUCGUUGUGUGAAAGCGACAGCAACUGGCAGCGCUUGCUGAACUUUGUGCAAACGUUGGUCAGUUACUUUAAUGUGUCACCAUCAGGAGGUCGUAUUGCUGUGAUUCCAUACGGCUCGGACGCCAAAGUGUCUCUAAAGUUCGAUACAUUAACUGGAAACCGUCUCAACGGAGAGGAAGUCAACAGGAGAGUGGGCAACCUAGCGUGUCAGGGAGGAUCCAGACGAAUCGAUAAAGCCUUGGAAUUAGCAGACAAAGACGUUUUGAUCCCCUCUGCUGGAAUGAGAGAUGUAUCACGGGUAAGAAAUAUUUUCUGAGUUACUAGACGUUUCAACUGGCAUUUGUAGUUUUUUCUCUGUAGAUUGACUCUGUUAAUGAAGACAGCUUUUGAUAAUCAAACUUGGGGAGUCGAGGGAAAUGGCCUGUGUAUUUAGAAGGGGCUUUUUGACCGGAGCUUGUUGAUCUACACAAGUCCGUGAUCAGAAAUAAAUAGUUAAAAUACCCUGAAAAAAAGAACUUUGUAGCUCACACUGAACAACACCGUAACAGUGCGUAUUCAUGGACUGAAAACGUAGGUUAUUGAUUUGUUUCCUUCCAGCCUGUUUUGGUUAUCACGACUGGAAAACAAACAGCAGACGAAGGAGUGUACACGCCUCUUGAUAUAGCUUCUUCUCGUCUCCAAGACAAAGGAGCAGCCGUUUUUGUCCUUGGUAUAGGGAAAGACGUUGACCCUUCGGAACUUAAGCAAAUUGCUUCUGGACCAAAUAAUGUCUUUACCGUGGGAUCAUUCGAUGACUUGGAUACCAAAGCUAACGAGGCCAAGAAAGGCAUAUGUGUGUUAGGUAUUUGAAUCUCCUGCAUUGAUUGUCCACAUUAUCGCCCUAAUCUACAUAAUUACGCGGGAUCUGAUUUUGUUUCUGCUUUGUAGUGCCUCCAACACCAACCAUAACAGUGGGAUCAACAACUCGAGGUAAGUGAUUUCCGUGGUAUAUGAGGUUUGUCUGCAUUUUGUACAUAACUUUUCUGCUGAACGGGUGGUUUGCAGUUGUUGUGGAGAUAGCGCUGUAAUCCUCGUAGGCUAUCAGACGUAAAAGAAAAUCUGCAACUAGCGCAAGGCCUGUAGAGAAUGCCGCAUGGCUGGAAUGCACGAAGAACAUGCACCGUACCUUGAGUCUAAUUACAGUACUUUGUCUUUUCUGUUUCAGAAGAAAUAUGCCCAAUCCCUAUGGACACGACUUUCGUUAUUGACUCGUCUCUGUGUGAUAGUGAGAGCAAUUGGAAUCGCUUGUUGUACUUUUGUGCAAACUUUGGUCAACUAUUUUAAUGUGUCACCGUCAGGAGGUCGUGUUGCGUUUGUUCCUUACGGUACUAAUGCUAGUGUAGUUCUGAAGUUUAACUCAUUAAGCGGAAUUAAUCUUAAUGGAGCAGAAGUCAAGAAACGACUUGAUGGCUUAAGAUGCCAGGGUGGUUUUAGACGAAUCGACAAAGCAUUGGAUCUUGUAGACAGGGAGGUGCUGACACCCGCUGGUGGACUGAGAGACAUUUCAAGGGUAAGUUGGAGAAGGAAGAAUAACCGCACAAAUUGACCAAUAACACGCUAGGCACCUGGUGGAUCAAAAGACUGACUUUGUGUUUUUCUAUUGUUUGUCUGCAGCCCGUAUUUGUGAUCACGACUGGAAAGCAAACAGCGGACCAGGGCGUAUACCUACCUCUGGAUAUAGCCUCCUCUCGCCUUCAGAGUAAAGGAGCGGCCGUGUUUGUGUUGGGUAUAGGAGAGGACGUGGACACCUCAGAACUGAACGAAAUUGCUUCUAGCCCUGACAACGUUUUUAGAGUGGAUUCUUUUGAGGACUUGGACGAAAGGGUACCAACGAUAAGAAGAGGAAUAUGCAAAUUAGGUAAAAUCAUCUUUCGGCUAUCCUUUUCCUAGUCAGGAGAUGGUUACUUAAGAAAAAGGCUUAAAGGAUUGACAGAGAGUCUUACUUAGUGUGUUUGUAAAUAAGAAGGGCUUUCAAGUAUUGCUUUGGAUAAUCUGUUGUUGUUGUUGUUGUUGUUGUUGUUGUUUUCAGUUCCAACCUUGUCAACGCCAACAUUAGCACCAACACCAGUACAAACACCUGCACGUAAGUAAAGAUUAUUUUGAAAAACGCUUAGACGGACUGGCUUGAAUUGAAAUGUAGUGCCAUUGUGCUUUUUGAACGAUAAAAUAACGGCGAAUAGAGUUUACUUGAUAUCGAUUCCACAUCUUACGUCGUCGUAUUUGAUUGGAGUAGGAGCUAUUAAUAGUAAAGUAUGGUUAGAAUGAGGUUAGGCUCAACAAGGAUACAGCCGAUUGUGGUGAUAGUUUAUUAGGUCAUCGUUCGGUAAAGCACCUAGAUUACAUAAGCGGGAUACUGUUAAAGUAAAGCGGGCAAUAAAUACUCCUAAUUGAAAAAAGCCGAUCACAGAGUUGCAUUGCUUGCCAUUUGCGGUAGACCAUUGAGCGUGGUACAUUCGUGAAAAGCGUGUAAGAUUCACGGCAAAACAAAUGGCAUAGUACAUGCCUAAAAUGCUCGUAAUCUUGUUUUUAUAAUGCGUGCAUGAAUUUUAAGACCUCAAGCUAGUGGAUCGUGUUUGCCAUGGAAGGAGAGGUCACACGAUUUUAUUUUUGCCUGACAGCCUGCAAAGCCUCUGUAGAUGUGGCAUUUAUUGUGGAUUCAUCAGGAAGCAUUGGUCGUAGAAGAUGGCCUCUGGUGUUAGACUUCUUAAAAAGAUCAUCAAUGAGUUCAAUGUUGGACCCGACGGCACACAUGUGGCGGUAG